AUGUCCACUUGUCAACUCAGAAUGGCUCAAGCUUUUCAUGUCACCUCUUCUAUUCCGGGCAGUAGUCCCAUAAAACCAAGUAAUUGUGGCUCCGACCUGGCUGUGCGCCUCAAUGCCGCGACUCUUAUUGAGUCUGCGCCAGAUGAGGCACCACGCACAGCAAGGUCGGAGCCAAAGAAGGUGAUUGUGGUGGGAGCUGGAAUCUCAGGUCUUCGUGCUGCUGCUGUACUGAAACGUCAUGGCUGUGAAGUCGUGGUGUUGGAAGGUCGCGAUCGCAUCGGAGGAAGAAUCCUGACCAGCCGAAAUGGUGAUCAUGUACGAGAUAUUGGUGCUGCUUGGAUGCACGAAACUUCUCAGAACGAACUGGUGAAACUCAUCCCGAGAUUAGCCAUCCCUUAUUACUACGAUGACGGUGCCGCCCUCUAUUAUACUCGUGAAGGUCGUGCCGGAUCCCAAUUUAAAGCCAAGAAAGUGGCCGACGAAUUCGCCGAUUACGCCGAGUGGUACUUCGAAACCAAUCCUGAUGCCGAAGAUCGUCCUGUCGGGGAAUUUAUUAAGAAAUUCGUCCUUGAGCACCAACUCAUUACCGAGGAUGAGCGCAACUGGGCUCCCCAGGCCAUGCGAGAGGUAGAACUCUGGCUUGGAAUUAGCACCGAGGAGGCCUCUUCCAAACAUCUGUCCUACUUCAUUACGGAGCGCAACCUGUACAUGAAGGGCGGAUACGAUCGGAUCGUGGAUUGGACUGCGGAACCCCUGCGCGACGAUCCCAAAAUUAUUCGUCUGAAUCAUCUUGUCGAAGACGUGGAGUGGAACGAAGAUGGCGUCGAACCCAUGUGCGUCCGGUACAAGAAUGCGGAAACUGGCAUCACCGGAUCUAUUCAGGGAGACGCUGUGGUGAUGACUUGCCCACUUGGGGUAUACCACCACAAACUCAUUAAUUUCAAUCCGCCCUUGCCAAGCGAUAUCCAAGAGGGUAUGACCAACUGGAGCUAUGGCGCACUGGGCAAAGUCUUUUUCGAAUUCACCGACGUCUUCUGGUCCAAGGACAACGAUCAAUUCAUCUUCUAUCCUUCCCCUUCAGAGGAAGAUAUGGAUCCCAUGUCUGGAUCCGGGUCAUCAGUCGGAUCAACCAGCAGUAUGGCCUCUGUCAAGGAAAAAGACAACAUUCUCAACUACCCCACUGUCACCAUUAAUCUGUGGAUUAUGACCGGUGGCAAGGAGCUCUGUGUGCAGGUCGCCGAGCCCUUGACCCAACGCAUUGAAGCAAUGAAAGACCCCAAGCAGAUCUACCAGUUCUUCGAGCCUCUUUUCAAGCUCCUCAGAACUGAACCCUACAAGGCCCUGCCACGCCUGAUCAGUGUUGAAACUACACACUGGACCCAGGACCCGUUGGCAGGAUACGGAUCUUACUCUGCCGAUAAGGUCGGCGAUGAGCCGGAUCUAUUUUUCGAUGCUCUGAACAACCACAAGGGCAGUCCCUUGCAGUUUGCGGGUGAGCAUUGCACGUUGGUUGCCAAUGGUUGUGUGCAUGGUGCGUUUAAGACGGGUGAAACCGCUGCGUCCAACCUGCUGAACCGAUUUGGUAUUCCAUAUGAUGGGCAUGAUGCUGUGGGCUCAAAGUAA
Penicillium malachiteum is the source of this 1623-nucleotide messenger RNA. Its product is annotated as flavin monoamine oxidase family protein. Bases 1 to 1623 code for a protein of 540 amino acids. The transcript has 2 exons. The record is from RefSeq and is a predicted model, not a curated record. Gene Ontology annotation, molecular function: oxidoreductase activity. NCBI's taxonomy places the organism in Eukaryota, Fungi, Ascomycota, Eurotiomycetes, Eurotiales, Aspergillaceae.